Drosophila eugracilis is the source of this 570-nucleotide messenger RNA. RefSeq lists its product as uncharacterized. The transcript is spliced from 2 exons. Bases 45 to 437 code for a protein of 130 amino acids. Lineage: Eukaryota; Metazoa; Arthropoda; Insecta; Diptera; Drosophilidae. The record is from RefSeq and is a predicted model, not a curated record.
AAAUCUAGUUUAUACAUUAUAAAAUCAGCCUCUAAAAGACCAAGAUGUGUGUGUUAAAGAUUAUUCUUGUGGCGAUCUCAAUCUUAGUAGUUGAAAAUCUGGCCCUUCAUCAUUACGAUCCUAAUGGUUCUACCAUCUUUGGGGUUGUAAGAGCAAGCGACCGAUUAAUGGUCAAAGAGGAAAUUGUGGAACCUAGAAGGUUUUUUCGCAUCGUCAAAAAAGAUGUUUACUUCAAGCCUCAGCCAUUUAAAAUUAGCGGAAUUGUGGCCACUGAUAAUAGCGAUGAAAAAGGUGGUAGAGCUGCUCUUCUCGAAGGAGGUCCUGGUUCCAAUUUUGCCAUGAUUCAGUUAAAAUCUGCUCGUAGUAGAGGUCUUAAUUUCACUUUAGAUAUAUACACUGAAGCGCUGAAUUGUCUUGGAUGCACAUUUGUGGGUUAAAUUCAAAUCAAAUUUAAUAUAAUUUCAGUAAAUAAAUAUAAUAUAUAUUUGUAUAUCUAAUCAAUCAAAUGAAUAAUAUAUUUAUAAAUAUUUUUCUCUCAGUGUACUUUAUUCCUCCAAUCCAGACACAGCU